GCCUUCCUUUGUUCCCUUUCCCUAGUACUACUUACUGCCGCUUAAGUGCCCAACAAUAAUAUAUCCGCGCAUAACCACUCCAAACCUCAUCUACUAGUAUUGAUUCAUCCACCCUACACCUCCUCCAACAGACAAAGAAAUAUAAUGCGCCCCUCAACCCGCCUGAUUCUCCUCACCACACCCCCCGCCAUCCUAACCUACACCACUCAUCGCUACCUCUCCACCCUCGAAGCCAAAUAUCCCCCCAUCGACCCAACCACCACCACAAGCCUCGCUCUCCGCACCCCCAGCAAUGCAACAACCCAACACUGUCCCGAAAUCGACGUCUACGAGGCCAGACACAUACCCGUGAAAUCGCUACUAAAGCGAUACUCAACUCUUCUCCAAGCUCAGCACACCGAAACCCAUGACUUUAAGAAUUCGAAUAAAGCAACCCUAACAAACGCCUGGAUCCUCACCUUCCUCAACACCCGUCCGUUGAUAGUCGAAGGCAGCAUCAUCGGCUUAAUCAAAAACAAAUCCUACAAUCCAGGAGAUACGGGCCUCACUGACCCGGAGUUCAUCACUACAUCCACGAACACAUCUACAUACAUUUCCAGAUUCGCAUCCAUCUUCACCACCCCGAAACCCCAAAUUUCAGACCACACAAAAGAAAAAGCAAAAGGAGGGGGCCGCCCCCUCCUGAACUCCGCCCUCACAGUCCAAGCAUCCUCCCCCACAACAGGCCUCCUCGUAUCAUGGCACAUGCCGGACGAACCGCGCCUCUUCUUCGAGAAAAUAGCCCGAUGGGGAUACCCAUGGCGACUGAUGAGCGGGGGCCGACACGAGAUCAACAUCUCAGAGGUGUAUAUGUACCAGGGGGAGGAAGUAGUAGAUGUACGGUUUGCGUCAGCGCAUGAUUAUGAGGUAGUAGGUGAUGAAGAACCGAAGCAGAAGAUUGUUCCUGCUUGGGUGGGCAGGUUGCAUCGCGGGUAUGCGAGGGCGUUGGUGGAUUGGGCUGUGAGUGAUUUGGCCGAGGCUUGAAGUAAGUAUAUUUUGGCUUGAACGUGAUCUCCGCUCUGUACAGUAUAUAUAUACCAUUGUUUAUGUUUAGUGCAUAUCUCAUCUCAACUCAUCUCAUAUAAUAUCAUCACAUCACAUCACAUCAAAUCAAAUCAUCUACUACUAAACGGAGCUAGUGGAAAGAGAAGAAAGAAUGUUAACAAUCCCCCCCAUGCUCAACAACCCCCCACCCCUUCCACCCCCAAUACUUGACACACACUUCCCAUCCAUCGCGAAUGACCUCUACCCUCCCGCUUCCAUUUCCGCUCCCGCAUACAUCAUACAGACAUAGAUCAUAUGUCGUUGCGCCGGGACUCUUCCAUGAAAAGGUGUCCACCGCGGAUACAUUCACGCUGGCGUCGUCGAGAGUCUCGCAUCCAUCUGUGCCUGAGACGCCUUGUCGGUGGAAGAUGGAGAGGUCGAAGCUGGUGGUGUUGGGGUCGCAGCCUGGUUUGAAGAGGCGGAGGUCCCAGUUUUUGAAGCGGAGAAUAUCAAGGGAGGAUGUAUAUGCUGUGGGAACGAAGAGGAGGGUGGUUAUGGUGGGGAGGAGAUUGAGCUUCAUUUUUUGAUACUACUGAGUAAUCACAGUAACUAUUCUUGUGAAGGGACGGAGGAAGAACGUGGUAGAGAUA
Aspergillus welwitschiae is the source of this 1673-nucleotide messenger RNA. RefSeq lists its product as uncharacterized. Bases 145 to 1023 code for a protein of 292 amino acids. The transcript has 2 exons. The record is from RefSeq and is a predicted model, not a curated record. NCBI's taxonomy places the organism in Eukaryota, Fungi, Ascomycota, Eurotiomycetes, Eurotiales, Aspergillaceae.